Messenger RNA from Lobosporangium transversale, 1684 nucleotides. RefSeq lists its product as hypothetical. Lineage: Eukaryota; Fungi; Mortierellomycota; Mortierellomycetes; Mortierellales; Mortierellaceae. The coding region runs from base 168 to 1589 and encodes 473 amino acids. The record is from RefSeq and is a predicted model, not a curated record. Gene Ontology annotation, cellular component: membrane. The transcript has 5 exons.
GAAAAAAAUUUUUUGUCGCAAAUUGGGCAAAGCAGACUUUUGUGACCAUCUCACAAACUGUUCUUAAAUGGGGGGUUUUUUUUACACAGUUUAUUUUCAUCAUUAUCUUCCCUAUCUUUUCAACGGCUCACGCAAAGAAGAAGAAGAAGAAAAAACAUCUCGUCAUUAUGGCAAUCCCACUCUCGAAACGUCGUAAAGCUGAAUUAAUAGAACUUGCAACAAAGUUGGGCCUUGCCACUGAUGGACGGCGUGAAGACAUUGCUGAUAGGAUCAGAGAUCAUAUUACAAAGCAUGGAUCGUCCGAUCCUUCGCUCCAUGAACUAACCCAUGAAGGCAAUCCAAAAGCCAACAGCCGUCGGUCGACUGAGAGCAACCGCUUGGCGAGCCUGUCAUCUGCUAAUGACCUUAGUGAUGAUACCUCUGAAGGGACUCAAACUUACUCUCGACGCUCUUCGCCAAGGAAAAUAGCCACUACCAAACAUGAUUCAGAUUCAGAGAGUUUAGAAGACCUAUUGCCGGAGUAUCAGGCGAGAGACUUUAUGGGAAGCUUGCAUUCAGAAGUCCAAGCAGCUGUAGAAAAGGCAUACUCGCUAGAACAUGCAUUGCACGACAAGUUCCAAUCAGGCAAGGCUCAGUUUCGGAGAGCAUCUAAGGACUUGACCUCCACUAUUUCUCAUGCGGUCGAUGGUGUCGUGGACGCAGUGAAUAGUAGCGUUGGCAGAGGGUUUAAUAGCAAUGAACGGGAUAGGGGUAAGGCUCGCCGUAACUCUCGUUACUAUGAUGACGAUGCAAAAGAUGGCGGCAGCCAUCGCCGCUAUGGACGCCGUCGCCACCGUGUUAACCUUGAAGACAAGAGCAAGAGCUACUUCGUGCGGAUCUUUGAAAGGGUCAAGCACCACUUUGAGGAAUAUCCAGGAAUCCAUGGAUUUUCCAUCUGUAUGUCCCGAGGCGUGCAGAGAGUGCAUGAUGUCGGUUCCACUAGCACAGGCUUUGUUUUUAUUACUUUCCUGUUUGAAUUUGCCGUGUAUUUGUCUGCAGCUUUCUCUCACCAAUGGCACAAGGAUGAGGAUGAUCAGCCAUCUUUCUUUGGGACCUUGAUGAACUGGCCCGACUUCUUAUUACCAUUCUUUUGUUACUACAGCUCACUUUUCGUUCUCCCAACGCUGCUUUCACAACUGUUCAACGUUGAUGUGGCCCGUAAAACGGACGCUGAGCUUGAUGCUUCUCAGUAUGCGAUGACUGGCCUUUUGUCGCGUUCCACGACUUCAGGUCUCUCAUACUUUGCCUUCAAGUUUGCAUUAACAUACUGCUUGAGCCAAUAUGGUUUACAUCACCAUCAUGUCCAUCAUCAGUACCCGGCUGUGAAUGUGACCUCGCGGUUGACAAAUUUAGCCAAGGAUGCAGCCGAGACAGUAGCGAUGUAUGCAGGAAUGGGUGAACAACAGAACCAUUAUCUUUUUCAUUGGAUGGCUGUACCUCAAUAUGCUGCAGAGGUGUUCCGUUUCGUCCCUGCGAGUCUCAGUUUAGCCACGUCGGGGGUUGGAACGAUCUUGGCCCUUGCAGAAAUCGUUGUUAAAAGGCAUAUAUGAGUUAUUUUUCCUUUGAUCUUAUUUUAUUUAUUUUUUAUGGAUGCAGACGGCUCCUUUAAUGGUCGAUACUCCACCUUUAACAGAUAUAAAUAAAG